GGUCCAAGUUCCGAAAAUUGGUUAUUGACACCUACUGUUGGGUAAUCUAGGCGAGGAGGCCAUGUGAUUAUGCCGACAGCCCAGCAUGAAUCUGGUGGACCUGUGGUUAAUUCGUUCCCUCUCCAUGUGUCUGCUGUUACAGAGUUUUGUCCUCAUGAUACUGUGCUUUCAUUCUGCCAGUAUGUGCCCAAAGGGUUGUCUGUGUUCCCACGCUGGUGGAUUAAAUGUCAGCUGUAGCAAUGCGAACCUCAAAGAGAUUCCCAAGGAUCUCCCACCUGACACUUCUCUCCUCUACCUGGACUCCAACCAGAUAACCUCCAUCCCCAAUGAAAUCUUCAAGGACCUGCACCAGCUCAAGGUGCUUAACCUGUCAAAAAACAUCAUUGGGUUUGUGGACGAGCGAGCUUUCAAAGGCGUGGCAGGAACCUUGCAGACGCUCGAUCUUUCUGACAAUCAGAUCAAAACAGUGCAUAAGAACGCUUUCAGCAACCUGAAGGCAAAAGCCCAGAUCGCCAACAAUCCAUGGCAUUGUGACUGCAACCUUCAGCAGGUUCUGAAAAGCAUGGCGUCCAACCACGAGUCCGCCAACAGUGUCAUCUGCAAGACCUCUGUACUUGAGGAGCAUGCUGGGAGACCCUUUCUAAAAGCUGAUGCCGACCUCUGCAAUCUGCCGAAAAAGACUACAGAUUACGCCAUGUUGGUUACCAUGUUUGGCUGGUUCACCAUGGUGAUUUCAUAUGUGGUGUAUUAUGUACGACAAAACCAGGAAGACACAAGGAGGCACCUUGAAUAUUUGAAAUCACUUCCAAGCAAGCAGAUAAAGCCAGAUGAAGCAGAUGAUAUAAGUACAGUUGUAUGA
Messenger RNA from Polyodon spathula (Mississippi paddlefish), 859 nucleotides. Its product is annotated as leucine-rich repeat-containing protein 3B-like. Gene Ontology annotation, molecular function: protein binding. NCBI's taxonomy places the organism in Eukaryota, Metazoa, Chordata, Actinopteri, Acipenseriformes, Polyodontidae. The record is from RefSeq and is a predicted model, not a curated record. The coding region runs from base 86 to 859 and encodes 257 amino acids. The transcript has a single exon.